CCCAGAGAUUACUGAACUUUGUAGGCAAAUGAACUUAUAGCCAUGGCCGACUAUGAUAUCAUACCUUGCUACGACGACGAACAAUUAUUUCAAGACAAAAACGACAAUGUUACAGAUCUACACGCUUAUUACAUGUCACAAUUCAAUUUAGAAUUAGAGAACAGCAAAACGAAACCAAAAGAUGAUAGUUUUAAAUAUGGUAUUGAAGAGAGCUUCGAUUUUGAAGUGCUAGAAAAUUGGACGACUACAGAUAAUUCAUAUAAUGUCAGCGAUAAGACCAAAACAGAUUUCGAAAUGAUAGAUGAAGUAAUCGACGGUAACAUAAACGAUCAAAAUAUAAAGGAAGUAUUGCUUGAUUUAGACAGCAUUGAAUUUGAUGAUAGCAGUUUCAAAUCUGAUGCUUGUGAUGAAAAAACGAAAACAAAUGCUACUUUUGAUAUAAAUAACGAUUAUAUAGACGAUGAAUCGUUGAUUGAUGAACUUUGUAGGGAAGAUAGUGAGACAUGUCGCUUAACUCCAGAUGCUUAUAACGAAGACUGUUUUAAUUUGAUGCCAAGUGACAACCAACUACCUUCAAUAGAAACAGCGUUCACAAAACGUUAUUGUAAUUAUACAAACAACGAAGAAACUUUGCCAACACAAGAUAAUUCUUGCGUGAAUACUCAACUACAACAGAAUCAGGUUGUAAGCAGUAUUGAACAUUACAGUUAUCCAAAUAACAUUCUGCAUAAUUUAGAAGGUGAACGCAAUUAUAUUUUACCAGACACUCCAACAAGUUGUACAGAAUUUAGUUAUGAAAGACACGAAAGAAAAGCAUCUGUAUCAGAAUCGAUAGAAAGUUCUAGUUAUUAUGAUGAAAACUCAGAGACGUUUGACGAAGAUGAACUUUUUAUUAAUUUAGAUGAUUUUGGAUUAAAUUUUGAGAGGGAUAAUGAAUUUACCGCUUCCUAUGAUGCCAAUACUAGUAUUACAAGUGAACGGAAAGUGGAAAAGGAAAAACAAGGUGAAAGGGUGUGCCUCUGGGAGCAGUGCUAUGAGAGACAUGCGAACCAAAACAUGCUGGUGGAGCAUAUUGAGAGGGCACAUGUUAAUACGUAUAAAGGGGACGAAUUUAGUUGUUUAUGGAAGGAAUGCGCCCGCGCACGGCGUCCGUUCAACGCUCGGUACAAACUUCUCAUUCACAUGCGCGUGCACUCCGGACAUAAGCCUAAUAGAUGUCAUCAUCCAGGCUGCGGCAAAGCGUUCUCUCGUCUGGAAAACCUGAAGAUCCACGUACGCUCGCACACCGGGGAGCGACCGUACGCGUGCCCCGCGCCGCACUGUCGGAAGGCUUUCUCUAACUCUUCUGAUAGAGCCAAGCAUCAGAGGACGCACUUUAAUGCUAGACCCUACGCCUGCGGUGCAAUCGGUUGUGGCAAGCGCUACACCGACCCAUCCUCCCUCCGUAAGCACGUCAAGUCACACCCCCACAUCCCCGCGCCCCGCGCGUGCCUCCCCCCCGCUAAACCAGUCAAACGGCCAGAGGAACAACUAGUACCUAGCUCCCCGGCCAAACCCGCGACAUUGAGAUGUAUACGGGAUAAACUGACAGUUCCUAUGAAAAUGUAG
This is a messenger RNA of Colias croceus (clouded yellow), 1608 nucleotides long. Its product is annotated as zinc finger protein 143-like. Gene Ontology annotation, cellular component: nucleus. NCBI's taxonomy places the organism in Eukaryota, Metazoa, Arthropoda, Insecta, Lepidoptera, Pieridae. Bases 43 to 1608 code for a protein of 521 amino acids. The record is from RefSeq and is a predicted model, not a curated record. The transcript is spliced from 5 exons. Gene Ontology annotation, molecular function: DNA-binding transcription factor activity, RNA polymerase II-specific; RNA polymerase II cis-regulatory region sequence-specific DNA binding. Gene Ontology annotation, biological process: regulation of transcription by RNA polymerase II.